This is a messenger RNA of Aspergillus campestris IBT 28561, 525 nucleotides long. RefSeq lists its product as uncharacterized. NCBI's taxonomy places the organism in Eukaryota, Fungi, Ascomycota, Eurotiomycetes, Eurotiales, Aspergillaceae. Bases 1 to 525 code for a protein of 174 amino acids. The record is from RefSeq and is a predicted model, not a curated record. The transcript has 3 exons.
AUGGAAGACAACAACAAGGCCAACACUCACCGUUAUCACGUCCGCGACUGGGACUCGCGCGACUGGAAGAAGGCCUGGAAACAGCUCCUCAAGGACGUUCCCAACAUCAUCAAAGCCGCGAACAUCCCCGUCUGCGGUCCCAAGAACGAAGGAUUCACCGGCCCCAUCGCCACCGCCAAAGAGGGUAUUUACGUCAAUGGCAUCGGCGCGGACGCCCAGGACCCGCUGUGCAUCCGCCGCGACGCCAUGAGUUUCUCCGUCUGCACCGGCGGCAAGCCUUAUGAUUUGGUUGUGGGCUGUGUUUUGCUGAGAGCUUAUCUGCUGGCGCCGGGCGUGGUUGAACUUAGAUCCGACGGACGUUGGGAUGGCGCGCAGUGGAUGCACGUUCGUCAGCUUUACCAUCGUAUCUGGCCUCAUGAUCGUGUCUGGUGUCCCUGGGACGGACAGCCGCUUGUCAAGGAGGUGCAGCGUCGUCGCGAUGUCAUUCCUAAGGCUGAGGCGCUUAGAAACUGCGUUGUGCAGUGA